Molecule: messenger RNA, 1482 nt
Organism: Leptosia nina
Lineage: Eukaryota; Metazoa; Arthropoda; Insecta; Lepidoptera; Pieridae
Source: the annotation of a GenBank genome assembly
AUGUCUUGCGGCAAACGUCCUCUGGUAAAAAACUGGGACAAACCGAAGACCUUGCGAGUAAUAACCGCCUCAAAAUAUGAACAAAAUGAAGACUCUGUUAAAGUUCAUUGGAGAAAUGUUAUUCACAACUUGGAAUUGUCUUAUAAAGAUGAAACGUUUUGGGAAUCCAACUACAACACCGUGCGGGAGUUGGUCGGGCCAGUUAUAUUUAAAAGGGUCACGAAAAUAUUUAAUCUGCCUUCGGAUGACAAGAUAUACGUCCCCCAGUCGGAGACGUCAACUCCUCAACCCUCUGAAGUAUUUUACCGUGCCACGGCUGCAGCGUCUGCGAGUCGUAUCCAAGCCACCUUUUCGGUAACGGAUUUUGAUGACUCGAUGUAUGAUGAGGUGGAAGAAGAGGAUGCGAUUGAAGAACAGUCUGUAUGGACCGAGUCGUCGAUACAGUCCGCGGAUUUGAGACGGUCGUCGCGGUCGAAAUCCAUGACGAGGUCGAAAUCGAUGAGCACGACGAGGGCACGAAAGUCCAUGUCGAAAUCGUUUUCUCGUGUCAUGUCCAAGAAUGUUGUAAAGUCUAUGUCCAGACAGUCUAGGGCUAAAUCUGAACAAUCGAUGGGGGAUGACGGUUCACCUGCCCACACUUUGGAUGAUUUGAUAGUUCAUGCAUGCUCUAGAGGAGGAAGGCGAACUCCAUAUCGAAAGAUAACCAGAAAUCCCCAUUUCGACAUGUUAUAUUGCAGUAAAUCGGAAACGGAUAUGAUUAAGUGGAAAUCAAAGUAUAAGCAGAAGGGCUUUGAAGUGUCUGCGUCUGAUGAGUUUAGUAAGAAAGCGGAGAUAUUAACUAAAAAGAUAGCAAAGGAGUUCUACGAUUGGUGGACUGGCCUGGGAAAUGUCGAGUUUAAAAGUGAAAUAAAGAGACCCGAAGACAUUGAGGAUCUGUUCCAAGUAUGGUUUGAUGAACAUGCUUCGAGGGGACUUGUGUUGGAUCCUAAAAUCCUUCCUUGUGUGCUGCAAAGCAUUGCCGAUUACGUUGGAGUUAAGAAGGCCGGCUGUCCUGGUGUACUGAAACGGCAGAUAGCACAUGACAUCCACGCUGAAACCAGCCCGGCACACGUCCUUGCUUUCGGCACUUGCUUGCCCCAGAAGUAUAAACAUAUCCCACCACAGAAUAACACGAAAGAAAUGUGGCAUUCGUUGAAGAUACCGGAGGAUUUGAAGACUAUGUCUGCCGUGUGGGAUGACAUUCAGCAUCUAACGUCAACAAAAGCGUUCCACGCAUGGCUCCGAAAGCGGCCACAUCUACCGAUGCCACCAUUCUUUAGAUCCCUAGAAAAACCAGGGGAAAAGAAACUGCCCUUUGUGAUCCCUUCUGAUAUUGUCGUCAGAGACAAGGCGUCUUCUUUGUCUGCGCAAGAGUUGGCUCUACCCGUCUCUCAAUUCGAUUUAGAACUCAAAGAAGUUUUGAGCAAAUUACUCAAUGAAUAG